UGAAGACGUCAGCAGAAUAAAGUCAUUCAGAAUCACUGAAGGUGUACAGGAUAAAAGGGCCGGUUUUCUCAUCACCUAAGAUGGCAACCAGGAGGGACCACGAAAAUGCAAAAAUGCCGUAUUUCUGCAAGUACUCACACUGGAGUUAACCACCUGAGGGACACAUGAGGUGGUUUUGUGAAGAUAUUGUCCAAUAACUGGUGAUUUAAUAGGCCGUACAUUUGAAAAUAAUUUAAGGCCUACACAUUCACAGCCUAUAUUUUCUUGGCUGUAAUAAUGAUGUCAUAAAAUAUGAGUUCGUUUUUACAAAAAUAUAGCAAUGUGUUUUAUGUCAACGACAACGUGAACUGUGUUCAAAAAUGGACCUUUAAUUACGCAUUCUUAACUCACCUACGCCUCACUGAAUAACAGGUGCCUGCUAUCUGUCAAAGCAGGAUCAACCAACCUGUGUGCCCUUUGCUACAACUUGUUACUUUCCAUUGGCCUACACGAGUCGCUAAAGGGAUCACAUCAUUCACUGGGAACUGAAUUUACACCCUCCUCAAAAUGGAGUUUGCCAUGAUAGGUUCAGAUAAUGGAUGCAAAACUCGACUGCCUUACGGGUAUGCUCGCGCACGGGAAAGGGAGCACGAAAGGGAGAGACAGGUACAACAGGCAACAGCCGCUGCUGAAGGUGCAGCAAUUGGAGAGGGAGGGGAGUCCUCUGGCCAUCUCCUUAACAACCACCAGCAGCAUCAGUCUCGCACCGCCUCCUCAUCAAAUGCCAACAACAGUAGCGGCAGUACCGUCUCGCGCCCCUCCUCCUCGCAACAGCCACAGCAGCACCACCAUGAGUCUGAGCAGCAGGUUCUCAGAGAAAGGAAAAAGCAACGCGGCGUAGGACGUUGGAGAAGGAGUCGCCAGACUCUCGGUGGGGACUUGCGCCACUCGGAGUUGGCGCUACUUGGAUCCGAGGAGGAUAUGAUAGAGGAGGACGAGGCGGAAGGCGGAGAAGAGGAGGACGGGGGAAGCAAGAGUUCCAGUUUUCUCUGUAAUAUGGAUGAUGAAGAGACUGUCUCACUCACAGAUAGACGUCCCCAAUCAGGAUACGAACAUGUUUACAGUGAAUAUGGGUGCUGUGAAAGAGUUGUUAUUAAUGUGUCCGGACUAAAGUUUGAAACUCAACUUAAGACUCUCACACAGUUUCCUGACACUCUUUUGGGAGACCCGGACAAACGAAUCAGGUACUUCGACCCUCUAAGGAACGAAUAUUUUUUUGACAGGAACCGACCAAGCUUCGAUGCCAUUCUUUAUUAUUACCAGUCGGGGGGACGAUUGAAGAGACCGCAAAAUGUACCUUUUGACAUCUUCUCUGAGGAGGUGAAAUUCUAUGAACUUGGGGAGGAGGCAAUGCUGAAGUUUCGGGAGGAUGAGGGUUUUGUCAAAGAGGAAGAGAAACCCUUACCAGAGGACGAGUUCAAACGCCAAGUUUGGCUUCUUUUUGAAUACCCAGAGAGCUCACAACCUGCGAGAGGGAUUGCAGUCGUGUCCGUUUUAGUCAUUGUUAUAUCAAUAGUCAUUUUCUGUAUGGAAACGUUGCCAGAGUUCAGGGACGAAAAAGAAUACCUUAAACCACGAGAUAAUUCGACAGAACCCCAUGGACAGACCCCUUUUAACGACCCAUUUUUCAUUGUGGAGACGGUAUGCAUUAUUUGGUUUUCAUUUGAGAUUAUUGUGCGCUUCUUUGCAAGUCCAAGUAAAACGGAUUUCUUUAAAAACAUUAUGAAUACUAUAGACAUCGUAUCCAUUUUGCCUUAUUUCAUCACGCUCGGCACAGAUCUUGCUCAACAGCAAGGCAAAGGGGACCAGGCAAUGAGUUUUGCAAUCUUGAGAAUAAUCCGCCUUGUCAGAGUCUUUCGCAUAUUUAAACUCUCCAGGCACUCCAAAGGACUGCAGAUCCUCGGACAUACCCUCCGCGCCAGUAUGAGGGAACUAGCGCUUCUGAUUUUCUUCCUCGUUAUUGGUGUCAUUUUGUUCUCAAGUGCAGUGUACUUCGCCGAGGCAGACGAACCCGCGUCUCAAUUCACAAGUAUUCCCGACGCUUUUUGGUGGGCUGUCGUCACUAUGACCACGGUCGGAUAUGGAGACAUGAAACCAAUAACUGUCGGUGGGAAGAUAGUUGGCUCGCUCUGUGCCAUAGCGGGUGUGUUAACCAUAGCUCUUCCAGUGCCCGUCAUUGUAUCCAACUUCAAUUACUUCUACCACAGGGAGACUGAUAAUGAAGCAGACUCGCCACCCGUUGUUGAAACCCCACCACCUGCCUGCCCCUAUUUCCCCAACUUUCUAAAAAAAUGUAAAGGUUCCCCCUCAGGCUCUUCGCUGGGUGAUAAAGCGGAGUACAUGGAGAUGGAAGAGGGGGUAACGGAGUCGCUUUGUGGGGUGGACAAAAGCCCGAGUAAAGGAAAUGGGACAGACAUUGGCAGGAAAAACAGUACAUGUUCAAGGUCACAACAGACUGAUGUGUGAUGACAAAAACAAAUAUUAUUCCCGUGAAGAAAGAUAUGCUAUCAAAUCACACACACAUAGGUGGUCAGACUCAUACAAGUGCGCACUUGCACACAGACAGACAGACGCACACAGACAGACGCACACAUACUUUAUAUUUAGCUAGAUUUUGGGAAGUUCAAAUAUGGGUUUUUAUUUUGCCAUGUUAGAGGAAUAUAGGCCUACGGGAAAAUAUACGUCCAAAUCAAAAGCUUUAUAACUAUUUUCACCAAUGUAAUCCGAUGAUAUCAGAUAUAGGCUACCUAUCUGGGCCUCGUAAUCCUACAAAGGAAAUCGAAAAUAUUGAAUAGACAGGCUAUGCAUACGCACUUUAUGAGUUUCAUUUGUCAAUAAUGGAAGGGGAGAUAUAGAUGUCGUUUUGCUGUUAUGCGAUAAAGGCAACGUUUAUAGUAGGCCUAGUUUGCACUAUUGUAAAAGCUUGUUUGAGUCGCUGACUUUCAAGAGAGAUAGACUUGGAAGUUAUGUUGAGAGACAGAAACUGUAGGCCAUAUGGCAACCUAUACACCCUUCGUUUGACUAAAGAGUAUUGAGAUAUUUUAUUUUAUUAUGAACAAUAAUCCAUUUUUAUUGCGUUUCAGUGUAGGUCUAACCCAUCUGUGUACACACAAAAAAAUGAACAUUCAAUAUCGAUCGGAAACAUUGAAAUAGCUAAAUCAUGUGUGAGAUUCUUGAGUAAAUGAGCAUGAUACCUAUUUCGGCAGCACACUGCGGUCAACAAGGGAGACGCUUGGCAAACAACAUUCUCUGCAACGCUUAGGCCUAAAUAAAGCCUUUUAUUGACCAACCACCGAGGUGAAGCACAAGAAUUACAAUAGAUACUCUGCAGACUGACAUGAGAAAUUGCUCCACACGGGCUGUCACGGGAGGUCCUGCACGGAUAUGUUGCGCGACUACAACCCCGUCCCUUUAAAACCACCUCAAACUAACUGACAAUAUCCCUUUACACGGACGUUGACUGAAACCAACAUGGGAAACAAACGACUGUCAUCAUGGAAACUUUGGGUUUGUGAACUUUAUCUCUUGUUCGCUGGACCUAGUGCACCGGUUCUCUAAUAUAAGAAUGAAAGGAAGGUCUGUUGGUCAUCCCAGAAAGCACCAAGAUCUCCAGCAGGCGGUUAUUUUCAAGUUCUAUCAGUUGAUGGCUUAGGAGAGGAUGUGCUGGCUGGUACUCUUGGAAUUGGCAGAGAAAGAGCAAAUAUUAUGACUGGUCAUCUGGGGUGAGACAACGGACAUCGAUAACCACAGAUCUACUGCAAGAGUGAACCCAGCGAUCGGACAUCAGAAGUUUGAAUGGACAAAUUAGACAUUGGGAUAUUAUACGGAGCGCACAAGGAACAAAAUAUUUCCUAGAAAGCCUGGAGGCAUGGAAAUGAGUAAGUCAUGGCCCAAAUGAUUGCCUUAAUUAUUACAUAUAUACCCAUAUAUGAAGUGAUGAAACUAGAGACUUAUCCGAGUUCAAAUAUGUUUUUCUUUAUGUGUGAAACAGUGUCUUGUAAGGAACAGAUGUGAAUAUUUUAAUAAGAUAGAGAAAAAUUGUUUGGUUGUAAUGUUGACAAUGUUUUAGUUGGGUCUGCUUUGUAGUUGUCAUUGAUAACCAAAUGGUGGAGUUUCUCUCUGCUUACGUGCAGCAAGCAGAAUGAGUUGAUCUAUUUUUAUCUUGUUUCGUAUUGUCAACCAAAAUAAGGCUGGCUUGAGGCGGAGCUGCUCGCUCAGCUACCAGCUACAAUGUCUUUCAAUUCACAACAUCAUGUUAUGACAACUAUAUUACAAUUCAGAAAGGAGUAGGGAGUCAAAAAACGAGACAAAAUGACUCUACAAUAUACAUGAAACAUAUCUGAUUAUUUUUGUCCUCUUUUUUUCACAUACUGUAAGCAUCUGUUCACACACUCUCAAACACAAAAGAUGUCAGGUGCGCAUACACACACACACACACACACACACAGAAUGAUCUACCGAAGGGACACAAAAGGGUUUUCCCUAAGAUGCAAAUUUUAUUAUGUUAGUGAUAUAAUUGACCAGCUGCUUUGUUGACACAAACCUCGAUCCAUUUAAAGUUAACUGUAUGCAAAGUAACAUGGAUGUGUGUUAUAUAUUUUUUUAAACCUAGCCUUGACUAUUACUUAACCAAAGUUUAAACCCUGAUUUUAUUGUACGUGGUGUACACUUCCUCUGGAGAUGUUGUGAAAAUAGAUACACAUUGAAUAGAACAUAUGCCGAUGUUUAUAUUUCUGUGUCCAACAAUGUGUCGCAAAUCAUGACAUUUGAGACAAUUCUACUUAGUUUGACUGUUAAGAAUGUUCAUUUUUAUUUACAUGAACAUUGAACAUGUUGUGGAUGCUGCUCCAACAAGAUCUGUGAUUUUGCCCUUCAAUUUAGAUUUGAGAUUUUUCAAUUGAGUUUCUUAUUGUGCUGUUCUCAUAUAACUGCUCAUAGAAAAUCCGCCCGCUCUCUUUUGGUCUGCUUUCAAAGACACAUAGUUGUAUGCACUGCUUGCUUGUUGCAACUUUGUCAGACAAAUCAAGUGUUUGCUUUUUUUAAAAACAUAAAUGCCAGCUUAUGUUUAAGCCCAUCCUUCUUACGUUCAGUCACCAGCCAAGAACUUAGUAAUUCUCGCUCCUGGGCGUGCUGUCUAUUAUUGUGAUGUCGGCCCAUGAUGACCGUGCUUCAGGGCACCAACAACACCAGAGUCCUUUAUUCUUUUUAUGUUAUUGAAAGGGGUGGAACCUAAUAUUAUGUACAGUAUUAUUGACAUAGACAAUGGACUGCAUUUCUAUUCUCUUCCUUAAAAAGAAAACAUACAUAUUUCAUUGUACUGUCUGAAAAGACAUAGAACACUUGAAUCUGGAGAUGAAAAGUGCUCUCAUAUCAGUGUCUGUUCUUCAUCUGCUUACAUAAAAAAAAUCCUAAUUAUACCCCCCCACCACCACUACUCCAUAUACAUGUAUAUCCUUAUUGGUUACGCUAUAUUCCUCUAUUACAAAAUAGUUGACGGUCUGUGGUCAAGAUUUUCCUCAAUGUUCAGAAAACCCUAUCAAAUAUACCAUGCUACCCUCUGCUAAAAUGUACUUUGUUAUCAAAUUCUUUAAGCAUCACUGGUUAUUUACCAGUGAUUGCAGAACAAGUAUGUGCUGUUUAUUCCCUGAUCCCAUAGUCCCAUUGUUUUAAAAUGUUGAAGCAAACACAACACCCAUGCACAUUCUGAUAAUCGAUGUCUGUCAAAGUGUAAUAGUUUAAGGCUAAAUCCCUCAGCAGUUAAUGGUAUCAUUUAGGUGUGUGCCUAGCAAGAAGUUGUUGUGUCUUACCAUAGUUAAGCUAAAAUACUCUGGAUUCCCAAAAUGUAGUUGAAUAAGCAGUGACUUAAGGGAAAACAAAGAGAAAGAGGUAUCUUUCAAAAAUCAAGUUUUCUAGGAUAUUACAAUGUUUCUAUACUGUUAGAUACUGUUAGCAAAGCUGACCUUCUCCCUAGUUAUAUACCCAAUCCGUAGUAUAACUCUGAAGGGAUGGCUUCUUUUGACAAUAUCAAUCAGUGUUAUGUCCCGGCCUAAAGCACUACGCAUAAUGAUGAGACUGUAAAAAAAAUAAUACAAAAAGCCAUUCUAAGUCAUCCGUAUAGCCUGUGUAGCCUCAAGACCACAACAAUGAUAUUUGACUACAUUAUGGUAACAUAUUAUGGUGAUGGAUGGACUGUGAUUGGACUGAACUGAAAAGACAAAGUCAAUGAAAAGGCUUUUCACAAUGCCCUAAUAUCAAAGAUGGGGCUUAGCCCUGCCCACAGUAUCUAGACGCAUCUUUAGUAUAGACAUGAGGCCUGCUUCAAGGUGUGCCUAGUUACAGUGAAAAGGUCCAGAAAAUUGACAACUAUAGCUGGUCUGUCUUUGAACACUAACCUGUUGUUCACGCGAAGUGUCUCAAGAGUGCUGAUCUAGGAUCAGUUCCCCUGUCCAGUUUAUCUUAUUCAUUGUUGAUCUAAAAGGCAAAACCGAUCCUUUAUCGGCACUCCUACUCUGACAUGCUUGAUACAUACGGCCCCAAAUAUAACAAACAUAUACAAAUCAAAUCAAGUUCACAACUUGAAAAUCAUUAUAAUGACAUGUUUAACUAUUGUGUACAUUUUAAAGUUGUGCCUUCUUGGGAAUAGAUUGGGUAGCUACUAAGGGUCCAUUGUAUAUAUGAAUAUAACAUACAUAAACAAAUCAAAUCAAAAGUUUUGUCACACUCUUCGUAGACAACAGGUGUUGACUAACAGUGAAAUGCUUACUUAGGCGUUCAUUUCCAACAAUGCAGUUAAAGAUUUAAAAAAAUGUAAUACAACAUUUAAAUAGUGACACAAGGAAUAAAUACACAGUGAAUAACAAAUAAAAACAACAUGGCUAUAUACAGGGAGUACCUGUACCGAGUCGAUGUGCAGAGGUACAAGGUAAUUGAGGUAGGUAUGUGCUGUACAUAUAGGUAGGGUUAAAGUGAUUAGGCAACAGGAUAGAUAAUACACAGUAGCAGCAGUGUGUGUGUGUGUGUGUGUGUGUGUGUGUGUGUGUGUGUGUGUGUGUGUGUGUGUGUGUGUGUGUGUGUGUGUGUGUGUGUGUGUGUGUGUGUGUGUGUGUGUGUGUGUGUGUGUGUGUGUGUGUGUGUGUGUGUGUGUGUGUGUGUGUGUGUGUGUGUGUGUGUGUGUGUGUGUGUGUGUGUGUGUGUGUGUGUGUGUGUGUGUGUGUGUGUGUGUGUGUGUGAGUUGCGUCAAUAUACAUGUGCGUACAUGUUAUGUGUUUGUGGGCGUACGUAGGGAGUGUGUGUGUGUGUGUGUGUAUGUUUUUGGUUACAGUAAUAUGUUUCAGCCAUGGAAUCAUUGUACCAUCACGAAGUACGUUUGCCAUGAACAUCCACAUGGAAAUGACAAUUUUCUGUUAAAAUGUAACUAAAUGUUAAUGCUGUCCGAGUAUGUGUGUGUAUUUGAACCAUUCAUUUUCAUGAACACUGGAGGGUCAUUAAGGGAGCAAAAUCAAAAUAGAACUGUCUCUUAAAGUUGAUAUUAAAACAACUCCGUAGAAGUGUAUUUCAGGAUGUUAUAAUAUUCCUACAGUCCAAAUGUGAUAAAAUACCGAUGUUUUGGUCAGCCUAGCUUUUUUUCUGCAUGUUUCUUUGUUUUUGAAAAGUGCAUCCUAAUUGGAGAUGUUUUGUAUUUUUUUUCUUGCAGUUACUUCUUCUCUCUGUACUAUCUUUUUGAGCUCGUCAUUUCCUACCCUUAUUUUUUUAUUUUAUUUGUUAUUUUUAUUUAGGUAAAUCUUCAGACUUUUGGAUUUUCUACAUCAAUAUCAUUUUUGUAGGCAGCAAUAUGAGAUGUCAUCGAACGGAGUAUGUGCAAUGUUGAAUAAAGAAAAAUAUAAUAUAUGAAAUAACAUCUUGCGAGAGUGACUUGAAGGGAUUGCAACAACAUGAUCUAUGAAUGGUAUUCAUAUGUCACCUCAUAAUUUACUGGUUAUGCCCUUAUGCAAGAAGCACCUGUUGGACAUGUUUUGCAGGGUUCAAGAUGUAGAAUUUUACAGUAAUAGGACCCAUGUUGGCACCAAAAGUUCUAAAACAAUGACAUAGGAUUCCAAUGUGUACAUCAUUGAGGAGCACUUCAUCAUCAAGAGCAUUGCUUGACCAGUACAACAAUAUUACAAAUCCUAAAGACGCAUAUGGCAGUUACAAUAAAUAAGGACUUUCUGAAUUCAAUUUGGAAUAAGAUGUUCCCAUAAAAAAUGUUUAUUGUUGCCGUAGGCAUUCUGUGACUCAUCACAGUUUUUCCAAAUUUGGAAACGGAGCGUCACCCAGGGUCUUUUAGAAUGUUCCAAGCUUUCUUACAUCUGUCACCCAGUUGCCUCGAUGGCUUCCCAAUAACCAGACAUAUUCUGUAUAAACUUCUCUUGACAAUUUUCUUUUACUCUGAACUCAUCAUUUGAAAGACCUUGUACACCAUUGCUAAAAUGUGUUAGUCCACAACAAUGUCCUCAAAAAAAAUCUUAAGAGCUGCAUGGAUUUCUCGAGACUAUAACCAGUGUAGCCUCGUUGCGAAACAGGCUUCCCGAAAACAGUAAACCUGGGGAAGUUCCAUGGCAGAAAUGAGCUAAAGAGGGGUCAAACUAUGCCAAACCAAUCAAAUGCCUUGCUUGGGCUGAGCUCCAAAGGUGCACACCAGAAUAGUACAGUGAGGACUAAAGAUGUCUACUAAACAAGCAAUGGUGACAAAACACUUUACAAUGUUUGCAGCACGCUGGUUUUCACGGCAUUUCUCUUUUAUUUUGAGAUGAGCCAAAGCUGCAGCAAGAGGGGAGAAAUGAUCUACAAUGCCGACCAUAUCAAUAUAUAUAUCAAUUAUGCUUCUGGAGUGAUAUUUGGCUGUGCAGGCUAGCAUGAGGGACAGGAAGUAGCUAGCCACAAGGAAGUUCAUUUUGAGAAAAGUCAGCUAACCUUGUAAGCUACCUAGGUGUAACUAGCUACCGUUAGCUACUAGCUAGUUCAAUUUCUCUCACGUGUAGAAAGCCAUUACAUUUUUUUUAAACAGCAUGUUACUGACCUAAAAGGUUAUCUGUGAACCCAGUAUCUAGCUUAUCCAGGGUCAGUGAUAGGACUACAUAGAGCAACCAUGUACUGUCUAUCUCCCUCAAAACUCAACUCUGCAACCUGGAAGCCAGUUCCACUGCUUUUUUCUUUGUUCCCCUGCAAUCAGGGACUGAUUUAGACCUGGGACACCAGGUGGAUGCAAUUAAUUAUCAGGUGGAACAGAAAACCAGCAGACUCAGGACCUUGUAGGGUACGAGUUGAAUGCCCCUGGUCUAUCUACUAUGGGAACAACGGCAACCCUUUUGCAACCAAAAUGGUUAACAUUUAUAAAAUUAAAUGAAACCUCAUAAUAUGUUACCUGUAAUGACAAUCUCCUGUAGCCAAAUUGUCAUCUCUUUAUUUUCAUACUGUACCUAAAUUACAAGGGUUGGAUUUGUACAAAACAAUUGUAUAUGUCAGCACUUACAAGGCAUGUGCAAAAUCUGGUAUAUGGUUUGCCUCAUAUACAGUGUCUGCUGGUAUCAUUUUAAAUUGAGAACAUAUAGCUCAACAUGUAAAGUUGAGCUAUUCUCUGUUUCAGAUGACAGGUCCCCAUGAGGCCAGUAACGCCACCAUACUGUAGGCCUAUGGCUGCAUUGGCGAUGCAUGCCAUAUGAUAAGCUGCUUGUAACGGCUCUCUUCUAUCUCCUCCUCUGACGAAGAGGUAGAACAAGGAUCGGACCAAAAUGCAGCGUGAU
This is a messenger RNA of Oncorhynchus kisutch (coho salmon), 9818 nucleotides long. RefSeq names its product potassium voltage-gated channel subfamily A member 1-like. Gene Ontology annotation, cellular component: dendritic spine; axon; membrane. Lineage: Eukaryota; Metazoa; Chordata; Actinopteri; Salmoniformes; Salmonidae. The record is from RefSeq and is a predicted model, not a curated record. Gene Ontology annotation, biological process: protein homooligomerization; action potential; potassium ion transmembrane transport. Gene Ontology annotation, molecular function: delayed rectifier potassium channel activity; potassium ion binding; protein binding. The transcript is spliced from 2 exons. Bases 547 to 2505 code for a protein of 652 amino acids.